Messenger RNA from Ruditapes philippinarum (Manila clam), 6180 nucleotides. Its product is annotated as protein timeless homolog. The record is from RefSeq and is a predicted model, not a curated record. Gene Ontology annotation, cellular component: replication fork protection complex. Gene Ontology annotation, biological process: DNA repair; replication fork arrest; DNA replication checkpoint signaling. The transcript is spliced from 36 exons. Lineage: Eukaryota; Metazoa; Mollusca; Bivalvia; Venerida; Veneridae. Gene Ontology annotation, molecular function: DNA binding. Bases 158 to 4633 code for a protein of 1491 amino acids.
UUAACAAAAGCGGAAAAAAGUUAAAAGAAUAGAUCUAGAUCUACAUCAAAAUAGUAAUUAAAAGUUAACUUUUUAAAUUUUGAGCAGUGAUAUCUAUAUACCUGCAUUUAAUUUUUAACCACUGUCAAGAUUUCAUUCAGGUUCAUAAGGAAUCAUAAUGGUGAUGCAUGUGGAGUUACAAGCUUCUUGUAGUGCUCUAGGAUACCAGGAAGGGAAGUCAUAUGUUAAAGAGCCAGACUGUAUAGAAACUGUAAAGGAUUUAAUUCGGUUUUUGAAGCGUGAAGAUGAGACAUGUGAUAUACGUCGUCAGCUUGGUCACGCCCAGAUUGUGCAGAAUGACCUUCUACCUAUACUGAUACAGUAUAGUAACGAGGAAACUUUAUGGGAGACAGUCAUACGAUUACUGGUGAACCUUACUCAGCCAGCAAUUCUAUGUUUCAACGGCCAAAUCCCAGAAGAGAAGUCAAUGAGAAACUAUUUCUUGGAAGUUGAGUCACACUUGCAGUUGAUUAAAGAGGCUUUUAUCAAUGAGGAAGUUUUUGCUGUAAUAACUGGCAAGCUUGGAGAUAUGUUAAAAUUGGAUUGGGAACACAGACAUGAGGAACAUAGGUUAUUGAUAGAGCGUUUACUGAUCCUGAUCAGGAACAUUUUACAUGUUCCUACUAACCCUGAUGAUGAAAUGAGAACAGAUGAUGAUGCUAGUGUUCAUGAUCAAGUUCUUUGGGCUCUACAUGUUAGUGGAUUAGAAGACAUUUUAUUAUAUAUUGGAAGUUCUGAGGAGGAAAGGAAUUUGUCCAUGCACAUACUUGAAAUUGUCUCCCUUAUGUUCAGAGAACAGGAUGCUGAUACACUGGCUGCAGCAGGAGUACAAAAAUCAGAAAGUGAGAAAGUCAAGGAUGAAAGAGAAUUACAAAUGGUGAGAGAACAAGAAAAGUUGCAAAAGAAGGCCAACCAGAUGAAAUUCAGUUCAAGACACUCGCGUUUUGGUGGGACUUUUGUUGUCAAAAAUUUCAAGUCAAUCAGUGAUAAUGACCUGAUUUACCACAAAUCACAUGGAGAUGUAUCAAGAAUUAAUCUGGACACAAACAAGAAACCGAAAAAGAAGGCAAAGAAUCGUAAGCCUAUAAUUGAUAGAGAUGUGAAGAGAAGGUCUACAUUAAGCAUACGUCUGGGAUUAAAGGAGUUCUGCAUACAGUUCUUAGAAAAUUGCUACAAUCCAUUGAUGUAUGCUGUCAAGGACAUUCUGAAUCGUGAGAAGUCACAAGAACAUGAUGAGACGUAUUAUCUCUGGGCAAUGAGAUUCUUCAUGGAGUUUUGUAGACUACACAGUGGUCAGGUUGAUCUUGUCAGUGAGACGAUGUCAGUUCAGGCAUUCCACUAUAUCCAGGUACAACUGUUCCAGUAUUAUGAGAUGCAGCAAAUGGAGAAGAAAGAAGCUAUUGUAUGGGGAAAAAGAACUCAUCUUGCUCUGAAGGCGUACCAGGAGUUAUUGUUAACACUGGAUUCUAUGGACCGGUCGGGAAAUUCCACUUUAAUGGAGAGCUCUAAAGUCAUUAAGAGUAACAUAUUCUACACAAUGGAAUUCCGAGAUAUAUUCCUAACAUUACUGCGGCACUUUGAUCAGAGCAGACAAUCAAGGUCAUAUUUGAAAGAUCUUAUAGAAACUACACACUUGUUCCUGAAAAUGCUGGAAAACUUCUCUAAAAGGACAGGUCAUCUUGUUGUACAGAAGAAAAAGAAAAAAGUGGUUGGAAGAAAGAAAAAACCUAGGAAAACAGGUCAAGGUCAUGUUGAACCAAGUGAGCAAGAGUUAGAGGAUUUAUGGGACGACAUUUCAAGUGAAUUAUCGGCCAUAUUCCAGGGUCGCAGUGAUAUUCCCGACGACAUUGCUCCUUUUGAUGCUGCAUCAGAAAUAGACGUUGAUCAACAAAGGGUUGAUGCAAUGAUUCAGAUCCAGAACUGUAUGAGAGAGAAGAAGGCAGGGGAAGCAGUAGCUAUCUUCAGGGCAGCAAGGGAGGUAUGGCCUGAUCGUAAUGAAUUUGGUUCAGCAGAUAUUGCCCCAGAAGAUGAAUUCAUGGCUUUGAGAGAAAUUUUCAUGACAAAUUUACCAAGACCCACGUCAGAGAUUCCAGGUGAACCAGAUUAUGAACAAGAUGAAAUGGAAGGAGAAGAGGAGGAGAUGGUUACUAUGGAAACAUCAGAACAAGAGUUUAUUUUUAGAGACUUUGUUGUCAAAUUUGCCAAGCCAGAGGUAUUGAAGGCCUAUGUGCUGUUGACAGCAGACUUUCAGAAGAAUUCUACACACACUAACCAUUGUUGUAUUAAAAUGUUACACCGUGUAGCUUUUGAUUUGGGAUACAUUGGGAUGCUGUUUCAAAUUUCUUUAUUUCGAGUGUUCCAGAAAAUUAUGCUCACUCCUCUAGCAAAAGCUGAGAGGUAUAAGGAAAUAUAUAAAUUUGCCACACACAUAGUGCGUAGGUUUGUAGAGGUUGCAGAGAACAAUAAUAAAAUAUUUAUGGAGAUUUUGUUCUGGAAGACUAGCAAAGAUGCUAUAGAACUUGUAGAGGGAUAUGGGUCAUAUCAAAGUAAAGGUAAAGUGUUAUGGUCAGAAGAUGCUGAGAUGGAAGUAAGAAGGUUAUUUGAAGACUACAAGGAGAAUGAUGAAGAAGGAAAAGAUACUGUAGAUUGCAUCAUGGAAAGAAUCACAGAUCCCACUAAAACCAGGGGACAAAUUAUCCGAGAACUGAAACGACAAGAAUUGAUUGAAAGUGCUAAGGAGUUGAAAAAAGCAAAAAGUGGAACACGAGCUGGACCAUGGAGAGAAGAAGAUGAACUUGAGCUGGGAGAACUGUUUGAUAGAUACAAAGAUGCUCCAGACCCGGUUGGUGCUAUUAUACCUGAGAUGUGUAAGAGACGAAGUCGACAAAAGAUAAUAGAAAAACUGCUCAGUAUGGGGCUAGUGUCUGACAGGAAAGAGUUGUUUAAGAAGCGAGGAAAGUCCGGGGCGAGGUCAAGGGGUCACUGGAAUAGGUCAGAUGAUGAAAGUGGUGAUGAAGGUAUGCGAGAACUACCAUCUGACAUUGAUGAGGGUCACAGUGACAACAAUAGUGAUGUAAGCAGUGUCAGUGGUAGCAGCUCUGAUAGUGGGGAUGAAAGUAGGCGUGGCUCUGAUGAUGACAGUGAUGAUAAUGAUUCUAAAAAUAGAUCAUCUGACUUAGCAGACAAUAUGACAGCAAUUAUUACAGGCUUAGUUGAAAAAGGUUAUAAGGAUCAGAUAGCUUGGAUACAAAGGGGACUUAAUCGCACUGCAGAUGAUCGCGAGGAGGAAGAUGAGGAUGUAGGAGUGCCGAUAGUUCCUCUAACGGAGGAGAACGAGACUGCCAUGGAGGACAAAAUGUUUCUAUCUUUCCUUAGUAAAAUUGGUCUAGCUCCACCGGCUAAUGAACAGGAGGCAUUUUGGAGAAUCCCUGCAGAAUUAAGAGUGGCUGAGCUUCGUAAUAUUGCCACAGGUUUAGUGUUAGAUGAAAAUAACCAUCCUGUUAAUGCAGACAGAAUUCAAAUAAAAAAAGUGGAGAGAAAAAAGAAACAAAAGAAAGAACGAAAGAGAAAAAAGGAAAAGGUACCAAAACAGAAGAAGAAUGCCAGCAAGUUUGCUGCUUUAAAAGAAUUGGUGAAAAAGAAAUCAGAGGCUAAGAAAACAAAAAGGAUAAGAAAAAAGCCUGCUUCUGAUGAAACUGGUUCCUUGAAUGACAGGGUAGAUUCACCGGUAAGAGAGAAUAAUACUGAGAACCAGUCCAGAAAUUCUUCAAGUAAAAAGAAGAGAGUAAAGAUGGUGUCAUCCUCUGAUAGUGAUAGUGAUGAUGAUAAGUCUGUGACCAGUCAGAGAUCAGGAGUCCAGUCUACAGUUACAGGAACACAGUCUGAUAGUGAAGCCAGGACACAGUCACCAGAGAGAAGUAUGGCUGGUUCCCAGAUAUCUCAUUCAUCACAGAAAAAGAGACUGAAGAAGAUCGUUUCAUCUGAUAGUGAGAGUGAUAAUGAUGAGCCAUUGAAAAACUUAGCAACGGAGACACAGUCUAAUUCUGACUCAGAUGAUGAUGUUCCAUUGAAAAAUUUAGCAACAGAGACACAGUCUAAUUCUGACUCUGAUGAUGAUGUACCGUUGAAAAAUUUAGCAACAGAGACACAGUCUAAUUCUGACUCUGACGAUGAUGUUCCAUUGAAAAAUUUAGCAACAGGGACACAGUCUGAUUCUGAUGAAGAUAAGGAAAACCAGUCACAGGAUUCUAAGAGUCAGCCAUUAUCAUUUUCAUCAAGCAGUGAUGAGAGUGACCAAGAAAAUGGUUCUACAAAAGGACGAGACACCCCUUCAAGCAAGUCAGCUAGUCAGUCAAGCAAGAGGUCAAGGUCAAGUGAUUCUGAGUCAGAGGUCAGCCAAGGUCAAGCUAAAAAAGCAAGAAUAAUGGAUAGUGAUAGUGAUGAUGAUAAACCAGUUCCCUCAGCCACUGAAGGUAGUUUUCCAGCAACACUAUAUACACAGGGGCAAGAGUCAGAUUCUGAUCUAGAUGAUCAUGUACCUUUGAGAAAAGUUAUACAGAAAAGGAAAAUUAUAGAAAGUGAUGAUGAUGAAUAAAGUAUUGUCUACACCCAUAAAACUCUUACUUACUUUGACAUGUGCAAGUCUUGAAAACUGUAAAUAUAUGUAAACUUAUGAACACUAUAUAUAUUAUAAACAAGAGUUAAUUUAUUUAUGAACGCUUGAUAUAUAGACAUGUGUUUACUUACACACACUGAAAUAUAUUGACCUGUGAACAUUGAAGUGUGUUAAGUUAUGAACAUUGAAAAGAUGACCUAUUGCAACUGUAGAGAUGGAAAUAAUUAUUAAUGUCAUUAACAAUACAAUAUAUUGAUGAAAGGUGACAUUAUCACAAUAACGGUACAAUUUAUAAAAACUUAUUUGUAGGCGCACAUAUUGAUUUCACUUCCCUAGACAGUGUAAUAUUUUGAACUAAAGAAAACAUUAUCAGAAAAGUUAACUUACUUGCUAUUCUUUACCAAUAUUAAUAUUAACUUAAUUGCUAUGGUAACAUGAUUAUUAAGGGGUAAAUAAUAACGUUGUUUACAAAAAUUUUCUUUAAGGUUUCUUUUUUAGCUCACCUGUCACAAAGUGACAGGGUGAGCUUUUGUGAUCGCUUUUCGUCCAGCGUCCGUCCGGCGUCCGUCCGUAAACUUUUACUUUAAAUGACAUCUCCUCAUAAACCACUAAGCCAAUUUCAUCCAAACUUCACAGGAAUGUUCCUUUGGUGGUCACCUUUAAAAAUUGUUCAAAGAAUUUAAUUCCAUGCAGAACUCUGGUUGCCAUGGCAACCGAAAGAAAAAACUUUAAAUAUCUUCUUUUAAAAAACCAUAAGAGCUAGAGCUUAGAUAUUUGGCAUGAAACAUCUUCUAGUGAGUGUCUACCAAGUUUGUUCAAAUAAAAGCCCUGGGGUCAAAAUUGGCCCCGCCCCGGGGGUCAUUGAUUUUCUUUAUAUGUGUAUAGCAAAAACUUAAAAUCUUCUUUGAAAAAAACCCAAAUAGCUAGAGUUUAGAUAUUAAGCAUGAAACAUCUUCUAGUAAGUGUCUACAAAGUUUGUUCAAAUAAAAGCCCUGGGGUCAAAACUGGCCCGGCCCCAGGGGUGUCAUUGUUUUUAACUAUAUGUGUAUAGUAAAAACUUAAAAAAAAUCUUCUUUUAAAAAGCCCAAUGAGCUAGAGCUUAGAUGUUUAGCAUGAAACAUCUUCUUAUGGGUGUCUACCAAGUUUGUGCAAAUAAAAGCCCUUCGGUUAAAUUGACCCUGCAACGUUGGGGGGGGGGGGCCUAUAUACAGGUGAGCGACCUCAGGGCCAUCAUGGCCCUCUUGUUUAAAAAAACAACAUAUUGCUUUCUGCUUGAAAUUGUGGGAAAUUGAAAUAUUUGAUGUCUUUUCUGAGAUUUUUUUUUGAAUAUAUACAUAGAUGUUACCGGAAUGUGUUUAUUUGUAUUAUCACAAUAUAUACAUUGGUAUUACCAGAAUGUGUUUAUUUGUAUUAUCACAAUAUAUACAUUUGGGUUCAGAAUGUGUUUAUUUGUAUUAUCACAAUAUAUACAUUUGUAUUACCAGAUUGUGUUCAUAUUUAUAUAAGAAUAAAGGUGUCUACCAAUA